This is a messenger RNA of Porites lobata, 2553 nucleotides long. The record is from the annotation of a GenBank genome assembly. NCBI's taxonomy places the organism in Eukaryota, Metazoa, Cnidaria, Anthozoa, Scleractinia, Poritidae.
UUGCGAAGAAAUUCAGCGUUGUUGCAAGAGCUCUGAGCCUUUUGAGUGACCCCAGACGAAUAUAAUUGUGAGUAAACUUUCUUCUGAGGUAACGUGAUCUACAAGUUUCUCAUAGUUCAAUGCAGUUUUCUAGGGUUAGCUUACAAGCUGAAACAUCUCCUUCAAUGUAUUGUGUCAUUUUCUUACUUCCUUAAGUUUCGUAUUCUGCUUGUUUCGAUGUAAAGUCGAACCGCUAAAAGUGCUCUUUACCUUAUGAAAAGCCUUAGUAAUGUUGCCAUGUCAGGGUUUUAAUGGUAAGACGUGAUACUUUUAGCGAUAUGGGAUGUCAAAAUCAACAUAGUUUGCAUGCAGCGACACGACUUUGCAUUGUAAUAUAAUCGUAACGACGUCAGUCCAUUUACUUACACAUAAUGCGUGAGUGGACAUCCUUGCAGCUGUUGGUCUGGUUUUAAAUUUAGUUGGCACCACCUAGAUUUUGUAAUUUAUACGUGAAGCUGUCUUCAGUCUUGUGGUAGUGCUGUGAAGGGUACUUCGUUUGUCCUCAUGGGAGCAACUGAGGCUAUAUGAAACCCGACCCUGUGUAGGACAAAAAGCACUGGUUAAAAAGAAAAGUUUCCAAAAAAUCCAGUUGGAAAGUAAUGGAAUGUAAAUUUUUAGGGUUUGCUCUGGGGGAAGAUUCUGAAACAAACAGACUUAAGCAGGUAGACCUGGUUGGGAUCAAUGUUUCAAACAGUGAAAGGGGGUAGUUCUCUUCCCAUCAGUGUGCACCCCUACACACAGAUUAUAAUAUUUAUGGCUUAAUAUUGGGUACAAUGUUCAAUAUUUCGAGAUCCAUAUUAUCCAAUUCGAGACUUCAAGACGAGUCAUUUUUUUAUGGAGACUGAGACUCCAAGACUCUUAUUUUAAAUGCUGUGUUUUUGAGACUCGGCUGAUAUUUUUUUGAGACAUAUCAUUUUUGAUUGACCAUUCUAUACCCCAUUAGUGAAUAAGUUCUAAGUAUCACCUUCAUUUCUUUCAGAUAGGGAAAAAUGUCACAUGAGAUUAGCAGACGAGGAGAUUCAAGUUUGCAGAUUUCCCAGGCAUGGAAGUACACCUCCAAUGUUGGUUCCAUUCUGGCAUCUGUGUUUGCUUUUGUCAUGGAGUACCCCAUAGUCACCAUGUUCAUUGCCAUUUUUGUCGGGCUUUCCGCUUUGCCUGUUGUGCUGUUUAUGUCAUUUGUGCUGUAUAGUCUUCUCUUUACAAUCCUUGGAUUUGCAUUGAUCGAAGGAACGCUUCUGAUGUUUGCAGUCUCGAUGCUUAGUGCUGUCAUAUUUUUUGUCUUCUUUGUCUCUGUCUGUGUGACAGUUCUGGCAAUGUUGACGUGGACCUCUGCCACUAUUGGAUUCAGCUUAGCACAGAAGUUGCAAGGGACAGUUCAGUAUUUAUUUCCACAUUGGAAUUUAAGCUUGGAGACUUCACCCAGUCCUGUGACAAGACAUUCCAAAUCAGACUGAUGCACAGUGCUGUUAGCCUGCUUUGUGUAGUUGUUUUGGUUUAGCAUAAGAUUCUACUUACCCCUCGCCUAACCCAACAUUGACACUAGUUACUGAACUUCCUACUUAGCGCAAAAUGUUGGGUUUAUAGGGGAGGGGUAUGUGGGCAGUUUGCAGAAUCUUUCGUUUCAUAGGGAGAUAGAGCUUGGGGUGCAAGAAAGAGCAGAAAAAGAAGCCUCAAGGGUCACAUUCAGCAGUGGAAGAUACUGUAACUUUCUUCUGCCUUAUGUACUUUGAAGCGGCAACAACUGCUUCAAAUGUAGGCUAUAGCAAUGAAAGUAUUUAAAUACUGUCUAUUUCUCAUUAAUAAGGCCAUUGCUGCAAAAUGCUUCAUUUUCCAUCGCCCAAUGAGGCUGCGCUCCAAGAAAAAUUGAAUGAAGGUUCUCUGAACCUGUGAAAUUCAGUGUUCAGUGUAGGAUUCGUUUGAAAAAGGCUAUGAUUUACUGUUUGCCCAAGAGCAAAAGUAAAGCAUUAGGGGCCAAUGGGUGCUGCCAAAGCACAGCUCUACCCAGACUACCCUUUCCUCAAAAUAAAAUAUGUACAUAAAGCUAAGCAUUGUAAAACCUCUACCUGACUGACUGACUGAUAUCACCAAAGGUAUGAGAGACUGCGAUGGGAAAAGAAGCAUGAAGUAGGAAUGGCCAGAUCAAAGGUAAAACAUAGAUGCUAAAGUAUGGAUUCUAUGACUAAAACAAAAAAUGGUCAUUUUAUUAAACUUAUAUUUAAAACCAGCUGAAGAUAAUAUUGUAAAUGUUGAGGAAAGUUUAAAAGCACAUUAUGAGCUUGGUUUCUCCUGAAUUACAUUGUAUUAAUUGUAUUUAACUCAUUUAAGUAUUGAGUUGUAAGAUGUUUUAAGGCACCAAUCAUUGUUAUUACUAAGUGGAAUAUACUGUCAGUGAUGUUUAUUUAUUUUAUAGCAUAAUAAUUGCAGUUAACUAUUGGAUGAUCUGAUGAUCUGUAAAACAGAUGUUAAACAACUAGUGCAGGUAAAAAAAUUAAUGCAGUCAAGUCAGAACUUGCC